Molecule: messenger RNA, 3394 nt
Organism: Perca fluviatilis (European perch)
Lineage: Eukaryota; Metazoa; Chordata; Actinopteri; Perciformes; Percidae
Gene: pals1b
Product: membrane protein, palmitoylated 5b (MAGUK p55 subfamily member 5)
Exons: 15
Coding region: 474-2438 (654 amino acids)
Biological process (GO): establishment or maintenance of polarity of embryonic epithelium; morphogenesis of an epithelial sheet; protein localization to plasma membrane
Cellular component (GO): plasma membrane; adherens junction
Molecular function (GO): protein binding
Source: RefSeq, a predicted model, not a curated record
ACACAGUUUCACAGCAUAGGCCACAAGUGUCCCGACUGUGCCCGGACAAAUGUCACUACAGCGGCUGAACGCGGUCCUGUGAAGACCGAGAGACACCUUGUGCUUUUCCUCACCGUGUGUGAAUAAAACACACAUUCCAGAGCGUUGAAUUAUAAAGGAAUAACUUCUUAUUGCCUAAAGCCGUUCAGCUUGCUAUCUUUGAAGUGGAAAUCUUGGGGGCAUCCGUAUAUACUGUAGGCUACAGUUGGAUAUUUUUUAUUAAGCUGUUCAUGAGGACGGGACAGCUGGGAACAGGUGUACCCAAGUAAAUGGCUGGAUGAUGCUGAACUGAAAGGAUUUAAGGAUCACAGAAAGAACAUAAAGGCUGACUUCCUCCCGUUGGCGUGAAAUGGCCUCUGUUUUGAGCAGUGCCUUGUAUCGCUCAAGCAGAUCUCAGUAAACGCUGGUUUGAGCUGGAUGCUGCUGCAGCAGGGAUGAUCAUGUCCCAUAUGAACGGUUAUGUGCAAGAGGCCUCUGGUCAGGCCAAGAGCCACAGGGAAAGGGCAGUGGACUGUCCAGGAGAGGAAAGUAGCCUUGUCAAAUCUCCACACUGCAGUGCCCACAUGGAGAGGAUUCAGCACUACCAGGAGGAGCUUAAGAAGAGGAGAGAGGAGGACAGCAGGGGGAAGCACGACAUAGACCCCAAUGCUUCACUGAGGCUCAAGAAGCUGUCACAGAACCCCAAGGUGGGCAUUGACAAUCCUACCUUCGAGGGGAAGGAAAAGGCCACCAAAGACACAUGCUCCCAGGAGGCUGUAGUCGGUGAGUUGAAAGAACUGGUGGAACUGCUUCAGGCUCUGAAGUGGGCGCAGCACUGCCUGACUGAUGUGCAGAGCCAGCAGGAUGCAGAGCUGAUAAUGCAGCUCCUUGCCAAGGAGGACUUCAGGAAUGCCUACACCAUCUACAGUGCUGUAUCCCAGCAGAUGACCAGAGUCAGUCCCACCUCACCCCUCACAGCACAAGCAGAGGAUCUCUGCCAGGAGGUCCAAAAGAUUCUCCAGUCAAGCCAACAGAUGGAGGGUUUGGAGCUCAAGGCUCUGCUCACCAAUCCUCAUCUCCAGGCACUGAUGCAGGCCCAUGACAGUGUGGCAGGGCAGGAAAUGUCAGAGGAAGAUGUGGUCGAGUACCAUGGAGAGACCGUUAAACUGGUGCGGCUGGAGAAGGCCCGCGACACGCCACUGGGUGCGACAGUACGUAACGACAUGGACAGUGUGGUGGUGAGUCGUGUGGUGAAAGGUGGAGCAGCAGAGAGGAGUGGCCUUCUCAGUGAGGGAGAUGAGAUCCUGGAAAUUAACGGGAUUUCUAUUCGUGGGAAACACGUCAAUGAAGUCCACGACUUACUGCAACAAAUGCAAGGCACUCUGACCUUCCUCCUCAUCCCGAGCUCUCAGAUUAAACCUGCCCCACACAGACAGACUGUGAUGCACGUGCGAGCUUACUUUGACUACGACCCCUCCGAUGACCCCUUCCUGCCGUGUCGGGAGCUGGGCCUAUCCUUCCAGAAGGGGGACAUCCUCCACGUCAUCAGCCAGGACGACCCCAGCUGGUGGCAGGCCUACAGGGACGGAGAUGAGGACAACCAGCCUCUGGCUGGACUCAUUCCAGGGAAAAGCUUCCAGCAACAGAGAGAGACCUUGAAGAAAACUAUAACAGACAGGAGUCGAGAGCACCAAGGGAAGCUUUGGUAUGCAAAGAAAAACAUAAAAAAGAGGAAGAAGAUCACGUCUACCUUGAGCAGAACUGCUGACUACGACGACAUCCUGACCUAUGAGGAGAUGUCGCUUUACCACCAGCCUGCUAAUCGUAAACGCCCCAUCGCUCUGAUUGGUCCUACAAACAGCGGUCACGAUGAGCUGCGUCGGAGGCUUCUGUCCAUCGAACCGGAAAAGUUUGCUGUUGCUGUUCCACACACAACUAGAAACUCAAGGAUUCAUGAGCGGAAUGGGCGCGAGUACCAUUUUGUGAGUCGGCCUGCCUUUGAAACCGACUUAGCAGCAGGGAAGUUCAUUGAGUCGGGGGAAUAUGAGAAGAACUUGUACGGCACCAGCACUGACUCAGUUCGACACAUCAUCAACUCUGGACGCAUCUGUCUGCUCUGCCUCCACACCAGGUCACUGCAGAUAUUGAGGUCCUCCAACCUUAAGCCCUAUGUCAUCUUCAUCGCGCCUCCUUCUCAGGAACGACUACGCACCCUGCUGGCCACAGAGGGGAAGACACCAAAGCCUGAAGAGCUAAAGGAGGUUAUUGAAAAGGCCCGCGAGAUGGAGCAAAAUUUCGGCCACUUCUUUGAUGCAACCAUUGUGAACAUGGAUCCAGACCAGGCUUUCCACGAGCUGCGCAGGCUGAUAGACAAGUUGGACACUGAGCCACAGUGGGUGCCCACCUCCUGGCUGUGCUAGACGUCACGGGUUGUCAUUGCACGGCGCCUCAGGGUAAUAGGAGUGGGAAAAAUGAAUGUUCCUGGAGAUUUAAAAUUGAAUGGACAGUGGUGAUUGUCACUGGAUUUUCACUUGCACAUUCUCCUCGUUUAUAGAAGUGGUGAUGUUCACCACAUGUUGCAGGGAUAGACUCAAGUUUCUUACAAUUCUUUAUGUUCUUUAUGUUGUGUGUGUGUGUGUGUGUGUGUGUGUGUGUGUGUGUGUGUGUGUGUGUGUGUGUGUGUGUGUGUGUGUGUGUGUCAUUAUGAGUGAUUUUUUUCUGUUCAUUGUUGAUCUCAGUUGUAUGCAAAGUCAUCUAUCAAACACAUAGAAAUGUUUCUAUCCUAUCUUAAUAGUUAUUUAUAAUUGUAAAUAUAUAUUUUCUAGACAAAAGGAUCAAAUAUUUUAUUGUUAUAUUGUGUGUGUGUGUGUGUGUGUGUGUGUGUGUGUGUGUGUGUGUGUGUGUGUGUGUGUGUGUGUACAAAAUGGUACACUCAACUGGGAUGGUGUUAUUGUCACAAUUGUUAAAUGGCUUUCUGAUGAAGCAGUAAGGUACCAAACAGAAGAGAAGCACUUGUGCUUGGAGUGGCUGCAGUGUAACGUCUUCCAUUCAGAAACACCGAACAAUCUGCUGUAACCUGCACAGUUUUGGGCUACUUCCUCUACACCAGUGUCAGUAUUAUUUUAUUGUCUCAUUUCUCAUUUACGCUGUGAUAGCAGACCUCAAAUCUAAGGUAUUGUCUCUAGCUGGUUAUUGUUACUAUUAGUAAAUCAUGCUGCAAAGUACUGCUGCGAUUGUAUUUUUCUACAAGUAUUGUAUGAACAAAACAUCUUGGUGUAACUCAAAUACGGAUUGCUUCCUUGCAGAGUACAUAUUAAAUAAUAAGCACAAUUCUGGAAAAGUGUUAAUAAAAUCAGAUACAUAUGUGAACAAGUGA